Messenger RNA from Culex quinquefasciatus (southern house mosquito), 4430 nucleotides. It is a transcript of the gene Nox, whose product is annotated as NADPH oxidase 5. Lineage: Eukaryota; Metazoa; Arthropoda; Insecta; Diptera; Culicidae. Gene Ontology annotation, biological process: superoxide anion generation; defense response. Gene Ontology annotation, molecular function: calcium ion binding; superoxide-generating NAD(P)H oxidase activity. The record is from RefSeq and is a predicted model, not a curated record. The transcript is spliced from 16 exons. Gene Ontology annotation, cellular component: plasma membrane; NADPH oxidase complex. The coding region runs from base 92 to 4183 and encodes 1363 amino acids.
AACCGAAAAUUGUGGAAAAAUCUGGUUUUUAAAGGAAAAUCAUGCAAAACGUGUCCGUAGUGCACGGAAAAUAAGUGUCCCACCCCUGACCAUGAAUCCCGUCCCGUCGACCAGUUCCGGCGCGAAGCGUCUCAGCUUGAGCGUGACCAACGAAAACGAAAGUGAAUCCGCGCCAAACUCGCGAUCCGCGUCGCCUCAGCUCCCGCAUAAGGCGCCUAAGAAGGUGUCCUUUUCGGACGAACUGCCCCAGGAAUCGGCGGGGAUGUCCCAGAGUUCCGCCACCGAAGGUGGUCCUUCCGCGCCCUUGACCCCGAAAAGUGAAAGUGUCAAACUGUCCCACUUUGACGUGAACCCGUUUGUGUUUAUGCAGCAGAAGAACGAUUCCUAUCUGAACAACAUGCACCAGAUGGACGAAGCCCGGGCGGAACCUGCUCCGCCGUUGUCCACGACGGACGUGUUCCCGAACCAGCGCCGAGCGUCGACCCCGUCGACCUCGUCGGCCGAUGAAAGUGUGACGCCACCUAUCGGUGGUGACCUUGGCGUCAAGGUCACCCCGCAGCCUGCUUCGAUCUUGAAGCCCAGUGACCCGGCCACCUUCGAUCCGAUUUCCGCCGGACUAGUGAACGACCUGCGGGCCCAAAAUGACCUGGUGAAUGCGGCCCUCGGAGCUACCCCAAAGGGCGGUUCUCCGACGAAGAAGCAAAACCUGGCCGACAGUGACAAGAUCGAGAAGAACGGAACGGUUCCGGUCAGUGCGAUGGAGCUGGAAGUGCGCCGGGACAAGCGCCGUUGGCUGCUGAUCUCCGAGCUGAGUGCGGUCUUCGGCGAGGACAAGCACACCGUGGACGGGUUCAAGCGGGUCUUCCGAGAACAGACCUUCCUGCAGAACCUGUUCCGGUUGUUCGACAUGGACAACGAAAACUGCAUCGAGCAGGACAAGUGGAUCGAGCAUCUCAAAGGGAGAUUGACUGAAGAAAAACAGAUGGACUUUGCCGAACAGCUGGAGUCGGUCGCGUACGUGCUCUGCGGCGAGGGAACGGUAACCUACGAAAAGUUCUGCCAAAUAUGGCACGCCAAAGGGAUCUUGGACAAACUGUACCGGCUGAUCGACGCCGACUCGACCAACCUGCUGUCGACCAAUCAAAUUAUGGAGUUCAUCUCGAACCUCACCAACGCAAGACCCCGCACCGGCUUCGACAAGUCCUCGCUGGAGCGGCUCGAGCAGCUCUUCAUCAAAACCGUGGGCAACGAGAAGGAGAUCCGCCGCGAGGAGUUCAAAAAGAUUGUCACGUCUAAGAACCCCUUCUUCACGGAGCGUGUCUUUCAGAUCUUCGAUAAGGACAACUCCGGGUCCAUUUCGUUACAGGAGUUUAUCGAUGCCAUUCAUCAGUUUGCGGGCCAAUCUCCGGAGGAUAAAAUUAAAUUUUUAUUCAAAGUGUAUGAUUUAGAUGGGGACGGACUGAUACAGCACCGGGAGCUGCAGCACGUGAUGCGAGCCUGCAUGGAGGAGAACGGCAUGCGGUUCUCCGAGGAUCAGAUCGAAGAUCUGACCAUGGCCAUGUUUGAGGACGCCGACAAGUUCAACCGGGGCGCGAUCACCUACGAGGCGCUCAAAAGUCAGCUGGAAAAGCACGGCGGCCUGCUGGAGAAUCUUAGCAUAAGCAUCGACCGGUGGCUGGUGCCGCUGCCCCAGGAGAACGUGGUCCGGAAGAAACAGAAGAAGAAACCGCUGCCCCACCAGCUGACGGCGCCGUACAUCAAGAACAACUACGUGUACCUGUCAUUUCUGGCCGUGUUUACGCUGAUCAACGUGGGCCUGUUUAUCUCGCGUGCGAUUCAGUAUCGCAAGAGCAACGGAUUCGUUAUUUUGGCGCGAGCGUGCGGACAAUGUCUCAACUUUAACUGUGCCUUCAUCCUGGUGCUCAUGCUGCGCCAGUGUAUCACGUUUCUCCGGACGCGGGGCUUCACCGCCGUCCUGCCGCUGGACCAGCACAUCUACCUGCACAAGCUGACCGGGGUGGCGGUGGCCGCCUACAGUCUGCUCCACACCAUCAUGCAUCUGUUCAACUUCACCACGAUCGUCGUCAACGAUCCGGUCAUCAACGCGAACAACUACACCACGGCCGAGUGGUUGUUCACGGCCCGACCUGGUCUCUUUGGGCUCGUCGGAGGCUGCGCAAACCCAACCGGAAUCGCCCUGUUCGUGAUCCUGCUGGUGAUGUUCAUCUGCUCGCAGCCGUUCGUGCGCCGAGGAGGCAGCUUCGAAGUGUUCUACUGGACGCAUCUGCUGUACAUCCCGUUCUGGAUUCUGGUAAUCUUCCACGGACCGAACUUCUGGAAGUGGUUCAUCGUGCCGGGUACCAUCUUCCUCGUGGAGCGUACCGUAAGAUUAGUUUGGAUGCGUACAGAGCAUGGCAAGACGUACAUCUCGUCCGGGCUGCUGCUCCCGUCCAAGGUUACCCACCUGGUCAUCAAGCGGCCGCUGCACUUUUGCUUCCGUCCUGGGGACUACGUCUUCGUCAACAUUCCCGCCAUUGCCCAGUACGAGUGGCAUCCGUUUACGCUGAGUAGCGCCCCCGAACAGGAGGACUACAUCUGGCUGCACAUCCGAGGCGUCGGCGAAUGGACCAACCGCCUCCACGGCUUCUUCGAGAAGGAACAGGAACGACUGCACAACGGCGAGAUCCCCGCAGUCAUCGCGGGCUGCUCCACUUCACCCUGCUCUUCGUCCUCACCGACCACCGAAGUGGUACAGGAAAAGCCCAAGGAACUCCCGCUCAAGUUCAACACCGGAAUCAUCAAAACCGUCGAAUCCCCCCUAGCGAAAACCCCCGACAACACCUUCGACAAACCGCUCAUCAACAAACGACUACCCCCGGGAACCUCCAAACUGGCCAUGGAGAGCUACACGGCACCACAACCGCACUCUCCGCCCAAGUUCGACCGCCAGCUCUCGGAAAACAAAGCCAUAAAGAAGAUCCAAGCAACCCUGCAGCGGACCUUCUCCCGGAAAGACGCGCUCCGCAGCAAUGGUGGAGUCUCGAACGAGGCCUUCACCGGGGACGAUGGCCUGGAGGAAGGACCCAAACGGAAGGUCACUCCGGAACACAACUUGGCCCACAAGCUGCUGCUGCAGAAGGUACCGCUGGAGAAGUCGCUCUCGAUGCCGGACAUGCAGAACAAGGUCAAAAAGCGCGAGCGGAUGAUGGUCCUCCGCGAGUACAUGCGCUCCGAAUCCGAGCGCUCCUUCGACGAAGUUCAGAUCCGCAAGGCACGUCUUCAGUCGCUCGGCCUAGCCUACCUCAGUCCGCAGAACAAAUCGCUCGCCCAGAGCUUCCGCUACAUGCGCAACAAGCCCACGAUCAUCGCGUUCAAAACGCCCAGCCUCGAAAACUGCGAACCGCGCGACUCGACCAACUCGAUGGUCGUCUCGCCCGGCGUCUUCACCGCCAAGGAAGCCGAAGAGGGCAAGAUCCUUCCGCGCACCGUCUCCCCGCACCACAAACCGGGCGCCACCGACGAGGACAAGCUGCAGCGACCGGUCAACUACCCGGUCGGCAAACCGCUCGAGAUCUACAUCGACGGACCGUACGGCGCACCCUCGAGUCACAUCUUCCAGGCGCAGCACGCCAUUCUGAUCGCCACCGGCAUCGGCGUCACACCGUUCGCCUCGAUCCUCCAGUCGAUCAUGCACCGGUACUGGAAGGCCCGCCACUGCUGCCCGCGCUGUAACUUUGAGUGGUCCAGCGAAAUUCCGCCCACGAUCAUGAACCUGCGCAAGGUGGACUUUUUCUGGAUCAACCGGGACCAGCAGUCGUUCGAGUGGUUCGUGAAUCUGCUCUCGCAGCUGGAGAUCGAGCAGGCCGAGCUGGGCGGGGCGAUGGAGCGGUUCCUGGAGAUGCACAUGUACAUUACCAGUGCGCUGCAGAAGACCGACAUGAAGGCGGUGGGGCUGCAGCUGGCGCUCGAUUUGCUGCACCAGAAGGAAAAGCGCGACCUGAUCACCGGCCUCAAGACGCGCACCAACGCCGGUCGGCCCAACUGGGACAAGGUGUUCAAGCAGAUCCAGGACCAGAAAAAGGGCAAGGUGACCGUGUUCUACUGCGGGCCGCCCCAGCUCGCCAAAACGCUACGCUACAAGUGCGACCAGUUUGGCUUCCAGUUCCGCAAGGAGGUCUUCUGAGCGUCGUUUUGUUUGUUAGUUUUGUGCGUUUUUUAUUUAUUUGAAAUUGUUUUUUUGUUUUUAAUUUUCUCUCUUGCUGUGUAAAUUAUUGUGACCUUGUGUUCGUUGAUCUAAUUGUAUGAUGUAAAUUGAUAUGUAUGUAACUGUAAUAAACACAAUUUAAUUUAUUGAUCUUUCCCUUAGCGUUGAACGAAUCUGCGAAGUUUAUGAUAUUGUAAUGAAUUAAAUACACAAAUGUGAACAUGUU